UUUCCUACUUUAUUUAUUUCUCCCCCUUUUUUCCUGCAAAACCCUAAAUUCAUUACUCUUGAAGAAAUUUUGCAAUCACAUAUUUCCUAUUUUAAUUUUUUUUUCACUUCUCACUGUAAUUUUUUUUGCACCCCUAUGGAAAUUUUUAGUCACAGAAGAAAAUUACCAUUGAAGCUCUGUGCAACCUCUGCAAUGGCGGAGGUUUAAGUCACAGAAAUCUUGUAAUUUGUAAUCUGCACUUUUUGUGUUUCUGAUCUUUGAAGUUUCAGAGCAAAGUCUUGAUUUUCUGUUUUUGGAUACUGAAUCCAGCUGUUUAGAGCUGAUUUUCAACAAAAAGUUUUGAUUUUUAGAUUAUUUUGGUUUAGACAGUUGUUUUAUUUAUUGAAUUAUUUAUUUUGCUGUGAAUUUGAUGCUUAUUGGGUUUUAGGGUUUUUAGGGUUUUAGAGGUUUUUUUAUAUGUAAUGGAAGCAGCAAAAGAGGGAAUAAUAAUAAAUUCAGGGCUUGCGGUGAAAGGAGAUGAAGCUCCAGAGAGUUACAAAGUGGCCCCCAUAACUGAUAGUUCUAUCCCUAAUUCUGACCCUAAUCCUAAUUCUAAUCCAAAGCCAAACCCUAACCCUAACCCGAAUCCUAACACUAUCCAGUUUGGUGGGCCCGCAGUAACUGCCUCUCCGGUGAGCGGGGACACGAAGGUCAAGAAGAGAAGAGGAAGGCCGAGGAAGUACGGGCCUGAUGGCGCAUUAGCGACGGCAUUGUCACCGAUGCCAAUAUCAUCGUCUAUUCCACUCCCCGGAGACUUUUCUUCUUCUUGGAAACGGGGUAAAGGGCGGCCUUUAGAGUCUGUCAAGAAGCAACACAAAUAUGAACAUAAAUUUGAAUUUGAAAGCACAGGGGAGAGAAUUGCAUACUUUGUUGGUGCAAAUUUCACACCCCAUGUGAUCACAGUUAAUGCUGGUGAGGAUGUUACAAUGAAGGUCAUGUCCUUUUCUCAGCAAGGAGCUCGUGCUAUCUGUAUUCUUUCUGCAAAUGGUACAAUCUCAAAUGUUACACUUCGCCAACCUACAUCUUCUGGCGGUACUCUAACAUAUGAGGGUCGUUUUGAGAUACUUUCCUUAUCUGGAUCUUAUAUGCCAAUUGAUAGUGGAGGAACAAAGAGUAGAUCUGGUGGGAUGAGCAUUUCUUUGGCAGGUCCAGAUGGCCGUGUUGUGGGUGGCGGACUUGCCGGUCUGCUAGUAGCUGCUGGCCCUGUGCAGGUUGUUGUAGGCAGUUUUCUGCCAGGUCACCAGCAAGAGCAGAAACACAAGAAGCAGAGAAUUGAACUCCCACCAGCUGUUACUCCUGUUAAUAUUGUCUCUGCAGAAGAAAUGAAGGGGACAUAUGGUGCAGUGAAGCCAGUUUUGGUAUCAUCUUCGCCUUUCCAAGGGGACAAUGCAGCUUCUGUUAAACCUGUGCCGGUGCCGGUGCAGGUGCAGGCCUUUAGGAACUCAGUUUCUGACAAUAGAACUUCUUCACCUGAAGAUGGAUCUAAAGGUCUUGACCUAUCUAAUUGUGAGGUUUCUAGCUGAUGACUUUUACAUAUGCUGUUAGUAUCUUCAUUGUUUUACUGCAGAGACGACAGCAUUUAGGCUCAUUCGACCUUGUCAAAGACCAACAUAAAUGAAGUGGCUAUUAUUUGAAACAGAUUAGGGUUUGACAUGAUAUGGAUUUUGACCCACAAGUGUACUCUUUGUUGUUAGUUUAGGUAGGACUUACAGUUGUUAGGAUCGUUCUGUCGCUGAUGUCAUGUUCAUGUAUUUUGUAAUAUUCGUGUUAUUGUUGUAGCAAAAUGUAUUAAACUUGGUAUUCCAUUCAUCUCAUCAGGCAAUUUGUAGCUGAACAAAUUUAUAUUUAUAUUUAUAUUUUAUA
Messenger RNA from Ricinus communis (castor bean), 1902 nucleotides. RefSeq names its product AT-hook motif nuclear-localized protein 1. The transcript has 5 exons. Gene Ontology annotation, molecular function: minor groove of adenine-thymine-rich DNA binding. The record is from RefSeq and is a predicted model, not a curated record. Bases 462 to 1562 code for a protein of 366 amino acids. NCBI's taxonomy places the organism in Eukaryota, Viridiplantae, Streptophyta, Magnoliopsida, Malpighiales, Euphorbiaceae.